AUGGUGGGUGUUACAUCCACCGAGAAGACAUACGCUAUUAGUUUAUCUUAUUUGGAGUAUGAAAAAAAGGAUAAUUUUAGGUGGGCAAUAGAGGUGUUUCGGUCACUUUUGAAGGAACAAGUCGAGAUGCCUAAGACGAUUGUUAUAGACCGUGAUACCGCAUUGAUGAAUACAGUGACAAAGGCCGGGUUGAACUAUAUUUUUCACGAGGCCAAACGAGGUGAAACUGUCGGUUCCGAUAUCGUAAAGUGUGAUUUCAUUAUUACUAGAAUGUAUGGUCUCCCGUGUGAUUGUGUUAUUGCUAAAAAGGUAAAACUAGGCGAGCCUAUAAGAAUGGACGAAGUUAUCCCUCAUUGGAAAAGACUUAGUUUUGAUGAUGAUGGUUGCAUCGAAGGAGAAAAAUCGAAUAUCUCUAUUACUUCCGAAUUGGAAGCGAUAAAAGAGAGGUUUACGAAGGUCAGUGACAACCUGAAAUUACACAUCGAAGAACAAUUGCGGAAGAUUGGAUAUCCCAAAACAAUCGACAUGAAACUGCCUUCUCAACCGGUUAAGACAAAGGGUGCUCCGAAGAAAUUGAAGCCUACACCAAAUGACAACUCGACUACACGGGCUCCUUCAUAUAGUGAGCACGUCAAUAAACUUUUUCCCGACUCACCGACUCCAAAAUCUCCAAAAUCUCAAACAAGUUCAAACAAGGGAGCUCGUAUAAGCAAACCACCUCCGACACCUAUUCCGCCGAAAAUUCCAGUCACCGAAGAGAUGCCUAUACCGCCAAAAAUUCCAUUCAUCAACGAGAUGUCGGUUUUUAUGCUUCCUUAUAUUGAGCGGAUCAUCAAUGUUGCGGGGGACGUUAAUUGCGGUUACCGUACCGUCUCGGCAUUGCUUGGUAAUGGAGAGGAUAGCCAUACGUUUUUACGUCAUCAACUUAUCAAAGAGUUUAAGACGCAUAAAGAAUCAUACACACGGUUAUAUGGAGAGGAAGUUAAAUUUGAAGCGAUUAACGAAGCUCUUGUUCCUUGGUUGGGUGCUUACGCAUCGGUAUCAAAAUGGAUGAGAUUCCAAGAAAUGGGACAUCUUACUAAUUAA
Messenger RNA from Vicia villosa (hairy vetch), 1086 nucleotides. RefSeq lists its product as uncharacterized. The record is from RefSeq and is a predicted model, not a curated record. The transcript is spliced from 2 exons. Lineage: Eukaryota; Viridiplantae; Streptophyta; Magnoliopsida; Fabales; Fabaceae. The coding region runs from base 1 to 1086 and encodes 361 amino acids.